Messenger RNA from Haliotis rubra (blacklip abalone), 1644 nucleotides. RefSeq lists its product as uncharacterized. The record is from RefSeq and is a predicted model, not a curated record. Lineage: Eukaryota; Metazoa; Mollusca; Gastropoda; Lepetellida; Haliotidae. Bases 349 to 1386 code for a protein of 345 amino acids. The transcript has 2 exons.
CCGAUUGAGCAUUGUGUAUGAUUUUGGAAGGGGCGUACGCACGUGGAUCUCGUGCUUCACGUGCACAUUCUCGUUUGCGGUAAGCGUUGACAGUAAGGUUUCUGUGCCUUGCAGCGUUGUAUUGUAGGAACUGGGAGGCGAAAAUCAUGAAAGUGACGGAGCUACACCUGUUAUGGUACCUGUGCGCCGUGGCGUCGCUUACCUACGUCUACCUCAUCACCGUCGGCAGCAUCGGCAUGCUUGCCCAACAGUACAAUCUGCCGUUUCCGCCAAAGGUCAAGGACACUGUAGCUGAACGGUUUCAGCCGGGCGCCUUGAAGCAACUCGUACAAUACAACGCCGCCUGGGAUGAAGCUGAUAGGCAACUUCCAAUCCUCGCGUCAUCCGGUUCCACAUUUACCUCUAACGAUUCCGGAAGUAACUUUGAAAGGUCAAGGUCAGCAUGAGAAGUUCCUCAUAUACCUCUGUCAGCGUGGGAAAUACUGCGGAGGUCUCACGGACAGGAUGAUCGGUAUCGUCACAGCUUACAUCGCUUCAGAGAUAAUGGGCAGGAGGUUUGGAAUCAAGUUCGACUCCCCGUGUUAUCUUUCUACAUACCUCGAGCCAAAUCUUAUCGACUGGGAAAUAAGCCCCUUGGACCUGAGAAACAAAACUUCAAGGGAAAGUGUACACUUGGGAAAUGCCGGAUUCGGCACUAAAAUGAACAAACACCUAGAAAAUCUGGCCAAGAUAGAUAUCAUAUACUACAGGGGCAACGUGGAUACAUUGGCACAUUUAAUGAAGAAGAAAUUGAUAAGAUCUGUGCAGUGGGCCAGAGGUAAGUCCCUGGUCGAGGUGUACAAUACAGCUCUAACCCGCCUGUUUAAGCAUUCAAAACGUCUGAAUGAGAAGUACAAACUAUUUAAGUCAACUCUGACAUAUGGCCCAAGACAACUGAUAUGCUCGCACAUGCGCAUGGGAAGGAGUGAGACUUUAACAAGUGAUUCCAACCUAACUCUUACCCUUCGACCCCGCCCGGACUCGGUGAUCCAGUUUGUGAAGAAUCGCUUAAAAGCCGGACAGGCAGAUCUGUUCCUUGCAACCGAUUCUGAGGAAAUUCGCCAAAGGUUCAAGAAAGAGUUCCCCGAUAAUUUCCGCGAAGUUGAAGGGCCGAUAACUCACAUAGACCAAGGCAGGGGACGCUACAAUUGCGGGGCAAUGGGUAAGGUGAUACUUGAUCAGUACAUUCUGUCGACUUGUAAAACUCUAAUCAUGUCGAAUAGUGGAUUCAGUCGACUUGCCGCUAUCAUGCGGGGCUCUGACCGUAACCUUUACCUGGCCUUGAACAACGGGAAGAUCAUUCGCCAAAAGAGAAUGAACCCUUCACUGUCCUACCGUAGACGAUGACAUGGCGCCGUCACAGUGGGGCUUAAGUUGUUGUUGUUUCUAUACCACUGUUACUCUUCUGUUAUGUUUUGCUUGUUUUGUUGUUACCUGUUACGACCAUUAACUGUAAACGUUAAUUUGUUCCUUUGUAAUUGUUAACAGAGCCACAUGAACCCGAGAAUGAUUCUUUUCUGACCAAACACAUGUAUUUUGAGAGCAGACAUUGGAAUCUACCGUCAGUACCAAUACUUUCUGCAAAUAAAUUUGGAAAGUCUCAAA